Ictalurus punctatus (channel catfish) is the source of this 594-nucleotide messenger RNA. RefSeq names its product cytochrome c oxidase subunit 6B1. The record is from RefSeq and is a predicted model, not a curated record. Gene Ontology annotation, cellular component: mitochondrion; respiratory chain complex IV. Lineage: Eukaryota; Metazoa; Chordata; Actinopteri; Siluriformes; Ictaluridae. The transcript is spliced from 4 exons. The coding region runs from base 167 to 427 and encodes 86 amino acids.
UGUCACCUGCAUCCGCCAUGCUGCUUUAACAAUACUGCACGGCUACACACGCACGCACGCGCGCGCGCGCGCUCACACACACACGCGCGCACACCCACUGAAAUUCCGUGCUUAUCAGCGACUGUGCAAAAGUCAGCCAGCUUCCUGACAGAGAGGUGAAGUCGUGAUGGCGGAAGAUAUUCAGCAGAAACUUCAGAAGUACCGCACAGCUCCGUUCGACGCCCGUUUCCCAAACCAGAACCAGACCAGGAACUGCUGGCAGAAUUACCUGGAUUAUCACAGAUGCAAUAAAGCACUGGAGGCCAAAGGGGUGGACGUGGCUCCCUGCGACUGGUACAAGAGGGUGUAUAAAUCACUGUGUCCUAUUUCCUGGGUUGAGAAGUGGGACGCACAGCGUGAUGAUGGAACUUUCCCAGGAAAGGUCUGAAGAUCCCUCCAACAUUAAGGAAACCUAAAGUGUGUGUGUGUGUGUGUGUAUAUGUGACGUGACCCUGUUCACCUGCCGAGUGUCUCAGCAGUGCGGGCUGGACCUGUAUAGUCAUGCCUAAUAACAGUGAAAUCAAUGAAUUAAAGCUCUCAGGCCUUGUAACACCA